Acipenser ruthenus (sterlet) is the source of this 2946-nucleotide messenger RNA. It is a transcript of the gene lypd6b, whose product is annotated as LY6/PLAUR domain containing 6B. The coding region runs from base 476 to 1057 and encodes 193 amino acids. The transcript has 7 exons. Gene Ontology annotation, molecular function: acetylcholine receptor regulator activity. NCBI's taxonomy places the organism in Eukaryota, Metazoa, Chordata, Actinopteri, Acipenseriformes, Acipenseridae. The record is from RefSeq and is a predicted model, not a curated record.
AUGAAGCCUACACCUGCCACUUCACCACGCCCACAGAGUGUCAAACUCCGCCCUUUGUGGAGCCUGGUUUGAAGCGCCCUGACUGCUUGUGCUAAGGAGGGAGAGAAAAAGUUGUCUAAGUAUUUAAUAAGUUUUGUUUUUCUGGAAUUCGUUGCCUUUACAGUUGAUACGCCUGGGGAUCUUUGUUUUAUAUGACUGAUUAACAAAGCAUCUGAAGAAUUUAUUUUGAUUGCAACAUAAAAGAAGUUCUAAUCUUGAAACGACUGCAGAUACCCUGAAAUUCACAUUCCUUUGAGAAACACUGGCAGUUCUCUCUAUAGCACUCGUCCAUUGGAAGUGACAGGCCUUCUCUGUUUACAAACAAGGGCAGUACUGUACUUCAUUACCUAUCGAGAGCAGUGUGAGGGUAAGGUGCAGUUAGUGGCUGGAGCUCAUUGUGGAGCCGGGGUACGCUAAUUCAAGGCAGAGCUGCUCGAUGAGGAGAGGAACAGACUGGGACUCGUCACAAAGACGUGGGGAAUUGUGUACCACCAGAAUGGAGCUCUCUUGCUUCCCUUGUUGGGCCGUUCUCCUUCAGGUCCUCCUAAUCAUUAUCAUGGCAGACUCUGGAAUGGCCAGAAAUAUCAACUUUAACAACUUUUCCCCACCAGUCGAUCCAACCCCUUUCCCAAACAGCUUCAAGUGUUUCACCUGUGACCACGCAACAGACAAUUACAAUUGCAACCGAUGGGCUGAGGAUAAAUGGUGCCCCCAACAUACAAAUUACUGCAUGACGGUGCAUCACUUUACCAGCCAGGGGAGGAGCAAGUCUGUCACUAAGAGAUGUGCCGUGAAGGCAGACUGCCACGCUGUGGGUUGCCGCCACCACAGGGACACGGGGCACAUAGAAUGUAUCUCUUGCUGUGAGGGGAUGGUGUGCAAUGUGGAGGUCCCUACAAAUCACACCAACGCAGUGUUUGUCAUCAAGCAGUCUCGUAGCUCAUCGGGGGCCAUGGCCAGGACAUUGAGCUCUGCUGCUUUCUCACUAACAUUUCUUACUGCUUUGCUGCUGUCAUGACAUUGUAUGUGAUGUCUUGAGUCCAUAAGAACAAAGGGAAUAAUCUUCAGUGCACGCAAAACUCUCUACUGCAUGAAGGAAAACGUUUGGCAUGGUAUGUGAUUUAAGGACUGCUGGAUCAUUACAUGCUUCUACAGAGCCUUAUCAGGGCGGCAUCCAGGAAAAAUGACCGCUGAAGGAUACAAUGAACUGGCUAUUAAGCAAGGAAUUACAAAUACCCAAGUGAUUGAAGUUGAAAAUGUCAACCAGUCAUAUUUGGCCUCACGGUGGGUCUUAAAUUUGUUUUUCAGCGUGUUAACAAUGCAUGGAUGCUAUUUUAGAAAAUUAUAUUCAUUUUGUAUGUCUUCUUGAAACCUUGGGUGCCAGGAGUUUAUUACCAACAUACAGUAACAUAAGAGACACUGGAUUACUCAUCCAGCAAUGGGAAGCUGAGUCCAGCAAAAUGUAGCACAUGAAGAGGACUUCUGGACUUGAUGCACAUUUCUUCAAAUUACUUUUUCUGCACUUUCCUCAAAGUUAUUUGUUUACUAUCUGAGGAAUCAACGACUCCAUCCAUUAUGAAAACUGUAAUUGACAAUUGCUUUUUCUAAGCCUAUAUAUAUAUAUAUAUAUAUAUAUAUAUAUAUAUAUAUAUAUAUUAGGGAUGGGACCAAUACAGCGGUUUCAAAUAAUUUUCCUUUAAGGUCUCACUGAACCGACACAUUUCAAUUGAAAGGUUAAUCUUAAAUCACACAAUUAGGUUGUGCUGUGUGUAUAAUCUGCAAAGUGUUUUCAAUUAAAAACAAAUUGUGAAUUCCGCGUGGCCGAUGCAGAUCCACAUUAUAAACACAUAAGCAUAACAAUAGUGUGCAAUGUCUUCAGGUAGGGUUUUUAAAAAAAUCCCUCUUGUUACAAUUCUUUGAUCUUUUGAUAUUGAGGUUUAAAAGUUUUAUAUUGAGAUGAGGCUAAACAUACAUGAUGAUAAUUGGUCAGUUAAAAGCCGACAAUUCCCUUUGAAUGGAAAGCACUCUGCAGAACCUAAUGACAUCAUUUAAGAGCGUCACCAUGUUCAAAUUAAAUGUCGGUUCCGUUUUUUUUUUUAAACCCUACAUGAAGACGCUACACACUACUGUUAUGCUUAUGUGUUUAUAGUGUGGAUCUGCAUCGGCCACGUGAAACUCACCUGUCAACAGAUUAAAAGGCGACAAUUUUUUUUUAAUUGAAAGCACUUUGGAGAUUAUACACACAACACAACCUAAUUGUGUGAUUUAAAAGUUUAACCGUCUUUCAGUUGAAAUGUGUUGGUUCAGUGAGACCUUAAAAGAAAAUUAUUUAUGGGUCUAAAGGGGAAGAGUCAAGUGGCAUUUAGCACUUCCUUUAUUUCAAAGAAACUAUGUAAUUAUGGCACUGUUACGUGCAGUGUUAUAUGUUUAAAUAUAAUCUUUUUUAAAUAUAUAAAAUCAGAACUUUUGUAAUAUUUGUAUAUUGAUCUAGUAUUUUCAGUUCUUCCAAGUUCCCAAAAUAGCACAAGAUAGCAUGCAUAGUAUUUAGAAAGCUUUAAAUGUUUGGGAGUAGGGUAUGUAUUAUAGGUGAAACACACAAGGGGAUCAAUGUAAAAAUAUUAAAUCUCUACUACAGGUAUUAUAAUGCACAGAGUGGGGGGCACUUUCACAGCCCAAACCAGGUUAUGACGAUUGGCGCCUUAUCCACUCAAAAGUAAAUGCUGUACAUUUUGUAUCUCUAUAUUAGUUACAUUCGUAAUACAUAUCGUCAUCAGGUAAAGUAAAAAUGGACUGGUAACAGAAACAAUUCUUCAUUUGUUGACAAGCUUACUGUAACGCAAACCCGUUUCCCUUUGUACAUAUUUUAUAUAAAAAAAAUAAAAAAUAAAUGUGUUUAUUUUCUUCUGA